AUGGCCGACACAGGCUUCGUCAAGCCCGAGCCCGGGACGGAGCCCGCCCCAAUUGACGAGGAAGACUUGUACGAGGACGCGGGCGACCUCGAGUUCUACGACAAAUCUCAGGGCCCAACGUUUGAGACGCUCUAUCUCGCGCGCAUCCCCCGUUACAUGUGGGAGGCGUGGCAGAAGCUCAGCGACCGCCUCGGCGACGAGGAGGAGAUCCAGAUCGGUACGCUGCGCACCUGGAACGAGCCCGGCCAGCGCGACGAGGACGGUAACAUCGGCCCCGAGAACACCAAGCUGCGCAUGCUGCUCGACCCGGGCUGUGGCGAGCACCACACCCUGCCCCGCGAAUACGACCUCGACGUCCUCGAUCGCGAGGUCCACAACCACUUCAUCUUCACCGAGGAGGACCUGCCCAGCUACAAGACCAAGAACAAGGAGCGCCAGGACCAGCUCAACGCCGGCAUCCCCGCGCACAUUCUACGGCAGAGGGAAGCGGCGGCGAGUGGUGCUGGUGGCAGCGGCGCGCCGCAACGGCACACGUUUGACCGCAAAAGCCGCUUCCAGCCGUACUAUCGCAAGGCGAUUCCUAAAAAAACAAAGAUAUACGGCAAGAUUCAUUAUGAUGUUCGCGUGGAACCGCGAAACACUGGGGAAGAAGAACGAUACCUCGGGCAGCAGCUCUACCAAGCCGAAAACUCGAGAGCCAAGCUCCAGAUUAUCAGUAGAAACACGGCAACAUCCAUCAUUAAUCCUGGUACGGCCGGUGCCGUUGGAUGGGCUGGUAACUUUAUCAAAAAUACUCCUUCUCUCGUCAAGCCCAAGAAGGGCGAGAUUCUCAAGGCCGCCCGCAUUCCCAAGAACCAGCUUCUCGAUCUCAUCUUCGACUGCUUCCGUCAAUACCAGUACUGGUCUAUGAAGGCGCUCCGCCAGCGCACCCAGCAGCCCGACUCGUAUUUGCGCCAGGUCCUCGAGGAGGUCGCCGUGCUCAACAAGUCCGGACCCUUUGCAAACCACUACUGCCUGAGCGAAGCCUACCGCGACAAGGCCGGUAACGAAUCGCGCGAGGCCGCUGCCGAGACGGUCGACGACGGCGACGAUGACGAGCCUGAGGACAUGGAGGAUGUUGUUCUUGCGUGA
This is a messenger RNA of Cordyceps fumosorosea ARSEF 2679, 1131 nucleotides long. Its product is annotated as transcription initiation factor iif. Gene Ontology annotation, cellular component: transcription factor TFIIF complex. Gene Ontology annotation, biological process: transcription initiation at RNA polymerase II promoter; transcription by RNA polymerase II. NCBI's taxonomy places the organism in Eukaryota, Fungi, Ascomycota, Sordariomycetes, Hypocreales, Cordycipitaceae. The coding region runs from base 1 to 1131 and encodes 376 amino acids. The transcript has 3 exons. The record is from RefSeq and is a predicted model, not a curated record.